AACAAGAUGCCAAAAUUCAGGAACCUGUUAUGUUUUCUAUCGCACGUUUUCUUGGUUUAUAUCACCAGUGUCUCCUCCGACAGCGGCGGCCCCAACGAUUUAGUAUUUAAUGUAACAUCAUGUGAUGUAUCGGGAACAAUCCAUGCCACUAAGGAUAGCCAUGUCGCGUCUGUCUUCGUGGAGUGUAAUCACAACGAAGGCGACACCCUCAAAGCCGCCGACAUAUCUGGCGGCGAUGACUUCACAAUCACUGGUUGUCCUAUAAAUAAGCCGGUGAAGAUACUAAUUUUUAAUGAGACACAUGAAGGGACAGCAGGACCUGUAGUAAAAUCACAUUCGCUGAUAAAGGAGGCUAUUGUUGUCUGUGACGGCUCAAAAAUAGCGGUCGACUACAAUGUCUCGAAUAGUCCUUUUUCUCCUACGGCUGUAACACAUAUUCCACUCACCAAUGAAUUGAGAAUUAAAGUGACAACGAUCGAUAACACCCCGGUCACCAAUGUUGAUAUAGAGCAUACGUAUAAGCUGAAAAUCACUGGUCCAGCAAAUAUGCAUAUCCUCGUUGAAUCGUGUGAUGCCGCUUCAAAUUCGGAUUUCUCAGAGCAUAACGUGAGUCUAUACGCGAACAGGUAAGAUUCUUUAAUGAGGUAUUUAACGCUUUCAUCAUGAAAAAAGUCAAAUUUAAGAAACUGGUUUU
Molecule: messenger RNA, 694 nt
Organism: Pecten maximus
Lineage: Eukaryota; Metazoa; Mollusca; Bivalvia; Pectinida; Pectinidae
Exons: 5
Coding region: 7-630 (207 amino acids)
Source: RefSeq, a predicted model, not a curated record